CACCCGCCGGUCACGCGGCCGAGGCAGGGUGACGUCACUGCGCCGUGCCGCCGGGCCAUGCAGGAAGUCAAGAGCGGGGGAGCCGAAUUCUGUUUAACAGCGAUCAUUAACUAAAAUCAUGGCAGCUGCCAGUAGUGAGGUGCACCAUCCUGUAGAUCCUGGAAUAUCAAAGCUGCAGUUUGCUCCUUUCAGUAGUGCCUUGGAUGCAGGAUUCUGGCAUGAACUAACACAGAAGAAACUCAAUGAGUACCGAUUGGAUGAGACCCCAAAAGUUAUCAAAGGAUACUACUACAAUGGUGAUCCUUUGGGUUUGCCAGCUCGCUUGACAUUGGAGUUUAGUGCCUUUGAUAUGAAUGCUUCAAUACCAGCACGUUGCUGUCCUGCUUUCGGAACAUUGUAUAAUACCAACACUUUUGAGACUUUCAAAUCCUGUGAUAAGAAAUCACUUCUGGAAAAAGAAGCAAAUGAGAUAUGGGAAUCCAUAAAAUCUGGAGCUGCUCUUGAAAACCCUCUGCUCUUGAACAGGUUCCUGCUGCUGACAUUCGCAGAUCUAAAAAAGUAUCAUUUCUAUUACUGGUUUUGCUACCCUGCUCUCUGCUUCCCUGAUGGAAUACAUAUAAUUCAGAAACCAGUGUGUCUUGGUGACAGAUUCACAUUAAGUCAGAUUCAAGCACUUCAGAAAGCAUAUGAUGAGCUUUGCCACAAAGAGGGGGUUACAGCUUUACCUUAUUUUUUAAUUAAGUAUCACGACAAUUCUGUCGUGAUAUCUCCACUGAAAAGGUGGGAUGGUUUCUUUCAAGACCAAGGGGGAAAGGUGGCAGUUGGAGUUUAUGAUCCAUGUAAUUUAUCCCACUAUCCAGGAUGGCCACUGAGAAAUUUCCUGAUCCUGGCAGCCCAUAAAUGGGGCAGCCUUCUCCAGUCAGUUGAAGUGCUCUGCUUCAGAGAUAGGACCAUGCAAGGGGUGAGAGACAUAACACACAGCAUUAUCUUUGAAAUAAAACUUCCAGAGAGAGCCCUUGGCCCAGAUUGUCCAAAAGCUGUUGGAUGGGAGAAAAACCAAAAGGGAGGCAUGGGUCCAAGGAUGGUGAAUCUCAGUGAAUGCAUGGAUCCAAAAAGGUUAGCAGAAUCAUCAGUGGAUCUUAAUUUGAAAUUGAUGUGCUGGCGGUUGGUGCCUACUCUUGAUUUGGAAAAAAUUGUGUCUGCCAAGUGUCUGCUGCUAGGAGCUGGUACACUGGGUUGUAGUGUUGCAAGGACUUUGAUGGGUUGGGGAGUCAGGAAGAUUACAUUUGUGGACAAUGCAAAGAUCUCUUACUCCAACCCAGUACGACAGCCACUGUAUGAGUUUGAAGACUGUCUUAGUGGGGGGAAGCCAAAGGCACUUGCAGCAGCAGACAGGCUACAGAAAAUCUUCCCAGGAGUGAGUUCAGAAGGCUAUAACAUGAGCAUCCCUAUGCCAGGCCACCCAGUGAAUUUUUCUGAAGUAACAAUGGCACAGGCUCGGAAGGACGUGGCUAAACUUGAAGAGCUGAUUGAUGCUCAUGAUGUUGUUUUCCUACUAAUGGACACUAGAGAGAGUCGAUGGCUUCCUGCUGUCAUUGCAGCCAGCAAGAGGAAGUUGGUCAUCAAUGCUGCAUUGGGAUUUGACACAUUUGUUGUUAUGAGACACGGGCUAAAGAAACCAAAACAGCAAGAAUCUGGUGAUUCAUGUUUCAACAAUGCCUCUGGUUCUUCUGAUCUUUUGGGAUCAUCACUCUUUUCAAAUAUCCCUGGCUAUAAACUGGGUUGCUACUUCUGCAAUGAUGUUGUGGCACCAGGGGAUUCCACCAGGGAUCGGACAUUGGAUCAGCAGUGCACAGUCAGUCGGCCUGGAUUAGCCAUGGUAGCUGGAGCUCUUGCAGUGGAAUUAAUGGUUUCUGUUUUACAACAUCCAGAAGGUGGUUAUGCUGUGGCCAGCAGUAGUGACGAUAGAAUGAAUGAGCCGCCUACUUCUCUUGGACUUGUUCCUCAUCAGAUCCGUGGAUUUUUAUCAAGAUUUGAUAAUGUUCUUCCAGUCAGCCUGGCAUUUGAUAAAUGCACAGCCUGUUCAACCAAAGUCCUUGACCAGUAUGAACGAGAAGGGUUUAAUUUCCUAGCUAAAGUUUUUAAUUCUUCACAUUCCUUCUUAGAAGACUUGACAGGUCUAACUUUAUUACACCAGGAGACACAGGCUGCUGAGAUCUGGGACAUGAGUGAUGAUGAAACAGUCUGAAAAUCAGCUGAAUAAGGUGGAAGAUGACCUACUUUGGACUGCAGUGCUGCCUUUUAUGUUAUUUGACAAGUUAAUGAUUGCUUACCCAUUCUGACUGCUACAAAUACAAACAAAUAUAAUCCACAUUUUGACAUUAAUAUCUUCACCUUGAAAGCAGUCUGUUAUGGAUAUAACUCUCGACAUUUUCAUUUUUAUUAUGUAAAUAACUAAAGCAAUGUGGUUAUGUUUAAAUGUAAUCUUUUUUUUUUUAGUUUCUAAAUAUGGCUUACAUAUAAAAUAUGCUGCUUAAGUAAACUUUGGUGUUUUAUUCAUCCCAGUUUUUAUUUUACUUGUCAAUGGACAUGUCCAAGCAGCAUGUCUGAAUGUCUUUUUUCAUCUUUCCCAGAUUUCUGCCCCUUUAGUUGGAAUUUAUUGUUAAGAUUGAGAAUAUUCUACUAUUGGGAGUUAAACUGCAUCUUUAAAGGAGAGCAGGAGUAGGUAAGAACCUACACCUACUGCCUACACCACAUUGCUUGCUGUUUCAAAGUACAUAUUUAUAGUAAGUUGAUUUGUUCUUGCCUGUGUCAAUGGAGAUGUUAUUCUCUGUAAAGAUCUCAUAAUUUCAUGCUAUGGAAGAAACGUGGUUUGAUUUAUUUUUACACAGUAGAGACCAAAAUGCAUUGGUAUCAUGAUUAGGCUGCCCUGAAGUUUAGAGAAGGCUCUGAUAUGUAGUAAAAAUUGCUUUGGGGGUUGGAUCACUGAUUCAGCCAAAACUUGUAGAGAAGUGCUUAACUGAAAGAAGAAAUUGGUUCUCUAACUUUGCUAUUCUUGGAUGCUGUCAUGCGGUACUUUACAGCUGUUAAAAAAGAACAAUUCUGAUUUUCAUUUUGGUUGGAUUUUAAGUUUUUCAAUUUUUGCAGCAUCAGGAAUGGCUUCAGAGAUUAUGGCUGAGCACAAACAGUAGUUUGAGAAUCCUUGAGUUUAAAAGAUAACUUGAGAAAAAAGGAUUUGUAAAAUAUCAAAGUACUUUACUACAAAAUUGAAAGUGAAUCUAUUGGGUUUUAUCUUGGAAUAGGUUUUAGAAGUAUAUUUUAAAUCCCUUUUAUGGCUUUAUAUUGUGGGGAUUAUGGACUAAGUCACUCAGAAAAAAUGCAAAUUGCUUUAUCUGUCAGGUAGCCUUUAUUUCCCAUAUAUAUUAUAAAAAUUAUUUGGUCAACCCAAUUAUUUGAGUUCCUUCCUUAACAUAAGCUCUGAAUAUUUGGUGUAGAUAAUUUCACAGCUGCUCUGCUUCUCUCUUAUGCCGCAUCAGAAGAAGUUCUGUCAGAUCAAAUUUGUCUAAAAAUAAGAAUAUCUGCAAUUCCCAUAUUCUGAUCAUAAAAGAUUUAUUGAAACAUGCUGAGGUUUGCAUCAAGUGUCUAAAAUAGCUAUUAUUUCUAUUUAUUUUAACUAUCAUAUUCAUUGUAUUUAUGUGAUUGCUUAAGUAGCCUUAAGGGAAUGUCUUGUUUAGCAACUUCAUUGUAAUAUAAAAAUAUAUAUGAAUGAAAUAUAUUUUUUUGAAAGACUAGUAAUCACAGGAAAACUGAUCCUUUGGUGGUCGGGCAAUGAACAAUAAGAUUGAUAACAUGCCAUGUCCAUUUUAAGCAGUUUGUUAAUGUACGUAAUUACUUAAUGAGCUCAAAUGAUCUCCAUUUUGUUAGCCAUGCCGUAGUCCAACCGGAAUCAUGAAUAAGUACCAGGGUAGUUUAAAGGGAAUGAUCUGCACUUUUAUCUUUUGGAGUUGCUGAUCAUGGAGUGUAAAACUCUAUUUGCAGGCUUUGGCUAUCUAAAACUUGAAAACUAGACAUCUUUCUGAAAUCUGUUAAACAUUAAUAAUUAUUUUAAAUAGCUGAAACUCUGCUUAUCCUGUUAAAGUUACAUUGUAGCUUUACAUUGAAAGUAUCUACUUAACUGCAAAAGUAUACAAGAUCGAAAGGUUCAAAACUCAGGGUUAAUAUAAUGUUUCCUUACCUCUGUAAUUUCAGUAACAUACAACUCUCUCAGGCUGAGCUGUUUCCUGUACAUAUGCUUCCCAGAUGUCUCUGAUGUUCAGAAACACUUCAGUUUGACUUGGAAUAACUUCCGUUGUCUAACUGUAAUGUUGUUUUCUUUCUCCUUACGGACCAGAAUUGUUCUUAGUUUGCUUUUACUCAAUUUCUAGGCAUUUACUGAGUGAGGAAUCCUGAGAAUCCGUUCAAAUGAAUGAAUGCACAUUCAAAUACUAUUAACAGAUAAACACAUUUAUUUACUGGCUCGUAUGCACUUAAUGGCAGGAUUUCGGCACAGUCCUCAGCUCCAGUUAUUGCUGUUUAAUGGAACAAGCUAAACUUUAACUUUCUUCAUAAAGGAGAGCACCUGGAUUAACUGUUUUAAAAGACAGAAAUACUGCACUAGAAGGACUUUGGACUGUCCCAGUCUGGCAAUGUGUAAAUUCCUAACCUAUGAAAAAACCUACGUACCUACGUACCUGUCCCAUUUCAGUUCCAGCUUGCUUUCCCUUGCAGCUGCCUGGACCUUCUCCAGAACCCUAACUGUUUAAAAAUACUGUGGCAUGGCACAGGUAAUGCUUUAGGUUUGAAAUUAAUACACUUUCCCUCUCUAUUAGCACUUCAGCUAUCCAGUUUCAUAAUUUCUAACAAGUUCAUUUUCUCAUCUGUGCAGCACUUGACAGGUUUUUAAAUUAAAAACCCUAACAAUUUGUUGACAGUGUUUUCUUUCUCCUUUUACUUUUAUUGAUAGCCUUUCUUCCAUUACCACUGAUAAUAGUGACUCUUCAUAGUGAGCAGUGAUUGACAAAUGGACAGACCGCAGGACUCCUUGCUUUGUGUUAGCUCUACUCCUAGGUUACACAGAGACGUUAAUACUCCCCGCUUUUUUUUCUUAAACUUUUAUUUAAUUCCUCAGCUGUGAAAUGUAUGGAAAUUGGGUUUAUGUACUUGGUGAAGAAUAUCUAUUUUUUUUUAUUCUCAGUUAUCGUGGGUCAAAGAAACUGGUCUGUUGCUCCAACCCAUUGUUUUGCUGAGGUAUUGUUGACUAUUGUUUGAUGUCAUGUAGUGUUAACCAAAUAGGCUGUGGCUUGGGCUAAUUUGUAGCCACUUUUCUCUUAAGUACAGUAGCUGAAAUUCAGCAAUCCAUAUUCUUCCACCAGCCAGUGACUGGUGUUUUGUCCAGGUUGUAAUGAAGUCUUUGGAGUGAGUCACUUGAGGAUUAUUUUAACCUGGCUGAGGAAAUUGGCACUGUAGAAGGGAAACUGAAGCUACUCCCAAAAGAAUUAAUAGCAAUAAGCUUGAGUAGCAACAAUGUUAAGUACCUUAAGGUAUUCUGUAUCUUAGGGCAGCAAUUUUUUCACCUAAUUUCCCAGUUCAAAUGAUCUCACCCCAGGAUAAGGAUGCAGCUGAGUACUCCAACCAUAUAUAAUUUCAAGUUCUAAUUGUUGCCCUCAAUAAUCGACAAUAUUGUCUGCCUGUUGCGACUUAACUAUAGCAUUUUUUCAAAUCUGGUGAAAUUAUUUAGGACAUUCUUUGAAAAGAUUUUCAGAACCCAUAAGCUGUUUGUCUGAACUUUGCAAAUGAAAUAGCAUGGUUUCUUUCUGUUUAAUCAGGCCAGUACUCCCUUGCCAUUGUAGCUUCUUGCAGGAGCUUCCCUGGGCUUGGGGAUAAAAAGGGGCAGUCAGGAGUUCUAAAAACAAACAUGUUAUGUUUCCUGGCUGGCAUGGAGUACACACUGCCUUUCCAUCUACUAUAGCAGUCUAAAUGCCUGUUUCCUCUUGUUCUUUGAAUAGUUGUUUAUAUAGGACAUUGAUAUAAAGUACAAUAGAUUGCCUCUGGAGUGAAGGUCACAUGCACACGUGCAUUUCAUUUUAAAUGCUAAAGAUUUCAAAUUACUUUUUAACAAAGUAUUUUAGUAAGCUAACAGGAAAAGACAGAAGCAUAUGUAUAGUGCUGUGCUGCUGCAAAUCAAAAGCACAAUUUUUUAAAAAUGAUUCUUUGUAACUUCUCUCCUUUCCCAUACAGUUAGUUUCUGUUCUUACGUUCUUUGGCUGUGGAUUGCUGCUUCAGUAGUCUUUGAGCAUCCAAAAAUUUAGGCUUGUGUGUGACUUCAGUUUGCUUUUUGGCACCAGGACAUUUGAUUUUUGUAAGAUCUCAGCAGAAUGAGUCAUUGUUUGAUUUGUUAGUGAAAUACCAUUAUGCACUACAUAAAUAAGAAAAGAGAGGCAUUAUUGUGGUUUCAUUCUUAUGGAGGAGGUCAGUAGUGUUUUUUCCUCAAUUUCUCUUUUGGUCUAAUGUGUGCACCCUCUUAAGAAACUGCAGUUGAUGCAUCCCUGCGAGGCAGUGCUGCAGGCGUCUGGUGCAUUUGAAAGGCAAGCUGGCAUCUCAUUUCUGGAAUGAUUUUACUUUCUAAAUCAAAACCAGUAUGGGCUAAAACUGGGCAAAGAAAUGCUGCUAAAAUUGUUUCCACAUCAUGUCAAUAGCCUUGGAAGAAAGGUGAGGGCCGUGGAGGUUCCAAGUCUGGCCCACUCUGAAUGCAUUUGAACUCUAGUUUUUGACAGCUAGUAAAUUGGUGUCCUCCCCCGCUCUUUUCUCUCCCCAUGAAUAUCUCCUCCCCACCCCCAGUGCUCGGUGCCUCACUGGUAAGGGAGCGAUGUGGAUGAACAAGCAAAUUAAUUUCUAGUGACAGACUUCUUUCAAAUUAGUGUAAGAAGUGAGGAAGUCUAUAAAGUAGGUAUGAUUUUGCUUAGGGGUUUUGCUUUGUCUUUAAGUGUCUUUAUUUUCAUUUCAUGCUUCAAAGUCUGACUUUUAUACAGUAAUUCUGUAGGUGUUACCACUUCCUCAGGAACCUGUGACUCAGGCAACGUAUAAAUGAAAUGACAUCACCAGCAACUCUUGCUUGAAUUGCUUGUUUCCUAAAUAGGGGCUGUUGUUUUUUCUUUUAAUACUUGCAGCUUUGUUUGGGUUUUUUUUUGGUUGGUUUUUUUUGUUUGUCUGGUUGGGGUUUUUUUUUGUGAGGGGGGAGGGGUUGAGGGCUUUUAAUUAUCUAAGGCAGCUUUGCCAUUAUGAGUAACCACACUGUAUGUGUUUUAUCCUUUUGAAUCGUUGAGAUCACCAAUAUUGAAGUUUACUUAAAAUAGGAGAUCCACAUUUCUACGCAAGCUAUUCAUGAAUGAAAUAAUUGUAGUUAGGCCUUAGUAGAGGUUCUGUUGUUAUAAAGCAUUCUUAGUUCACUCCUGAUCUGUGGAGGGAGGGGGACGGCGGGGAGGGGAAGGAAAAGAUCUGAGCAUUAUUUUCCAUUAUUAUUUUGGAAGUAAUGCAAACAAAAGAAAUGUGUUUUCAUACUACCAGGCAGUUUUAAUGGAUCUCCCUCACUGCUCUCAAUAGCGUGUAUUUGCACCUCAGGAGAUUCUUGGUAGAUUUCAGUGUUUCCUUUCCUGCAGCCCAUACUUUUCAAUGAUAAGGCUAUGUAUAAAUACACGGUUGAAAUAGGAGGAGCCGGAGUAAAGUUUGCUUCUUGGCAGAGUGUCUCCAAAGCUGGCAGGAGCAGUCAUUGCAGCAGGUAGGCAUGGUACGGGGGACGGGCAGCCGCUGCAUCUGCAUUGCUUGCUUGGACAAAACCCCCAGUGAUGUCACUGCAGGAGCUGGCUCGUCAACUGUUGUUAAAAGUCAUGUCAGGAAUUCUUGUCAUCAAAGGAAUGUGACAAGUUGGAUGUCUGUCUAGGUCAUUUAUUCAUAGUGCUCAUGGACAGGCUAUAAAAGUGUUGUGUUUAUUUAUUAUUGUCAUGAGCAAAGGAUCACUGUCCUUUUGUUUAAAUAGUAGCAGUUUUGGAACUCUAUAGAAAUUAGUGCUUUUGAUUGUAUGGGUUCUCACUGAGCAGGCAGUACCACUGUGGUUGCACUUUAAAGGAAAACUCCAAGUCGAUGUAUUCAGGGAGGUGGUAUCAGUGACUACCAUAGGUAAUGGUCUUGCUUCCAUUAUGUCAAUCCAUGUCAAACUUUGGCACUAUUAAGAACCAUAUAAUUAAAGUUAUUUUUCAGAUGACACACUAAACCAAAGUCCUAAAAAAAGGAUUUGUAUCUCUUUUUGGUUUCUUUCUGAUAAUUUUUUUUUCUUUAGUUUAUUUCAUCCUACCUUCCUAAAGUUGUUCAGCUUCCUUUGGAUCCUUCAUUUUCUAAAUUACCCUUGUGCAGGGGUCAUGCAUGCUUUUAAUGAAAAACUUAUUCAAGUUCCACCCAAGGGCUAUUAGAGCAAUAGCUGUAUAUUGUUACUGGUACUAAGUUGGGAAUGCUUUGAGAUGAUAGAUGGUGUAAGUGUAAUAACAUUACAAUUAUUUGGUCACACAGAUAUAAAGACAAUCUUCCCCUACUUAGAUUGUUUACUAUUGUAUGUCUCUUGCAUGCAGUUAGUAUUUGUGAUUUUCUCUAGGGCAGUAGUUAGGAGUGAGUGAGCUACACAUACUCUGCCCUGCAGGGCAGCAGCUGAUGUAUAGAUGCAGCUAGAUCAGUCUCACCAACUGCCCGAUACGCUUAUGUGACUAGUGCUCUCAGAAGUCCUGGGGGAAGGCAUUUCAAUUACUUGCUAACUACAUUUUGUUGAAUAGGAAUUCAGUAGUGUUUAGCAGUCAAAUAUGACAAACUUAAGAUAGGCUUCUUUGUAACCACACUCUGAUUUGCAAGGGAGAAACAGGGAGCAAGUCAACUGGUGUGUGUCCAGUGUUUCCCUGUUGCUGGAGAUAUUCUGGUUUCAUUUCCAACAAUGAUAGUAUCCGUUACUUAAUUUAGCUUCCUGUUGUUAGUAUUUGGAAAUGUCAUUAAAGAUUCCGAUAGAUAACAACAAGUUAUCCACUGCUUAAAAAUCAGCUAGGAACAGAGAAUAACAACAUACCUGUUGAUCUGAGAUACUGGAAAAGAAUGGAAAAGAACGUGAUUUAAAUGCCACUGGAGUGUCAGGAGGGAGCUGACACUUAUGCCACAAGGACAUGCAGCAGAACGUUGUUUCAGAAUUUGACCAAAUUACUGCUUUUAAAUUAUUUUGUUGCUAUAGUAGUGGGUGAUUGUGGCUUCAGAAAUUUUCUAAGCCAAAAUGUUAUGUUCCAGCUUUCACAGUUUGGAGAUUAAUGUAAUUAAUUAUUGUGAUUUUUUAAAAAGACUGCUUAUUUAGAGCAACUUUGUCCUCUCCAUAAUAGUCAUAGACAUGGGAAGAUGGAUUGAGGCAGAACACAUGGGCUGUACCACAGACCUCCAGUGAAGCCAAAGAAAGUCACAUCAUCUCCGCCUCCCAUCCGUUGUCUGAGCUUUGUUCCGUAGAGUCUCUUGUGCUGAAACUAAAGGUUUGGAUUCAUUUGCAAAAGGAAGGUGUGCAUUGACUUUGGUAAUGGAACAGAAGAAUUAAGAAGCAAGAAGCAAAUGGAAGAUAUGAAGGGGCAGAAGAAAAGCAGAAAUGCCAGAAGAAGAGGAACCUGGAAGAGAGCCAGGAAAGACAGCUAUAAAGAGAUUGGCUUCCUGUUUGAGGCUUUAGGAGCAGUGGAUCAAGGAUGCCCCAGUUUGGGAGCUUUCCCAUCAGAGGUGGCCGCGGCUCGCCUGCGGGAAUUACCCGGUGUCCCGUGCCGGCUGCGAGGUGGGAAGCCAAGGUGAUAUCCACGACUGCUUGUACGUCAGCAGUGUUGAGAGGGGUGCUGUUGUCAGAUGAGGACGGAGGCUGCCUUCAGUACGACGUUGUCCACUUCUAGCACCAGAGGAAGGAGCAACACGGGGGGAGCUCGUAGAGGGAAUAGUCUGGCAUUCUGGCACCGGUCCCACUGCGUCUCUCUUCAGGGUGCGUACACUGCUCUCAUUCGAAGGGCUGUAUCUGGAGAGCUGCUGCUCUUGUUUCUCUCUGAGAUGAGUGUUGUCCAUGUUAAGCCUAAACCGUGUUUGGAGACUUUAAUGAUGGUCUCAGUGGAGCAUCUGGUCCCCUUCAUGAAUGCUACCAUGCUGGUCCAGCAAGAAGUCAAUAUUUACUGGUGUGGAAGUUCCGGAGGAGAGAGAAAAUCCUGUGAGUGAAGUUCAGGAAUAUUGAGCACGUCAGCAGAGAGGCCGCGUGCUUUCCCCAAGACGGUGACGUUUCCCUGUCUCGGCCGCGGGCGUGCGUGCAGAGCGGCCUGCAGAGGGGUCCCGCUAGCAGAGUAGUUGGUGCUCUGCUCUGCUCACUGGAACUCGCCUUUGUACAGUUGUGGGUUUCUGUAAAUGUGAUGAUCAGAUUUGCCGAGCAGAAUAAUUUGAAACUUUUCUGCAAAUAAAAACCAAACCUGAUGCCAAGCUCACCAGUUAGUCUAGAGUAAACGUGGACAAACACUGAGGAAGUGCAUCGCCUGAUUAGGAUUGUUUGGCGGAAGACCGAACACUUAGGAAUUCAAACUCUAGUUUUGAACUAAAAGCUCCAGAACUCCACGGAAGAUUCCCAGCUGUUGCAAGGUGCUCCUUCUACCAUUUUUAUGUCAGAUAAAACGUACCAGGGACCAGAUUUGUCCUUGGAGUUUUAAUUAAAAAUAAAGCUUAGUUUAUUGUCUUGCAAUUUAACCACUGUUUUUGCAAUGACUAUGCUACGCUGGCCUUGGUGGUCUCCCGCAGCUUGCUUUCAGCCUGUGCUGAGGGUGUUAUUAAGACACCUGAGUUUGCUGUAAACUAUUAAAUGUCUCAGAGAAAACCUGAAAUGAGAGAAUUGGAGAAAGAAGAAGUGGUGUCUGCGGCUCUAGGUCAAAGAUGAAAUGACUUGCUCUCCCCUCAUCUUUUCUCCAGAAGUGACUGGUUAGUGACAGUGUCCCCCUGGGACACCGGUUGGGCAGGCUUAGGCUUGAACGCACUCAGAACUUCGCUACAGUCAAGGUGGUUUCAAGACUGAAGGUCGAGCACCAGUGGGAAGGCCACGUACUGAAGUGGUUAUAUUGCUGGUUUUGCCGUACACGCAGAGGUAGGUAAUACCUCCCCAGGUCUGCUGGUCUCUUUCAACGCUUGUGCCCUGCUGCUGGAGAAAAAACCCCGUAUGUGUAUUAAAUGUCACUCUUGGUGAGGAGUGCUGCCUCCGGGAGCCUCCCAGCACCUCCCUUGGGUGUAAAAGCCAUCGAAAAGCCUCGCUACCCCAGGAGGUGACCGUACUCCUGCGACAGAGCACACGCUCUGAGGAGCUCUCCCUCGUGCACCUCUGGAGACACGUAGUGCUGCUGCCUUGUGUGCUGUGACAGGAGAGCACCGGGGGAAAAGAGGCGAGCUGUCUCUGAAGAACAAGGCAGCUGCUGUACAUGGCCGCUGUGGAGCUAUAGGGUAUCACGUUAAGCAACGUGACAUAUUGGCGCGUUCAUUCACACAGCCAUUGUGGAUCACCUCUUUUGUAACGUGAAACAAGGCCACAAAAGAAUGGUAUAUUACAGAUUU
This is a messenger RNA of Aquila chrysaetos chrysaetos, 11664 nucleotides long. It is a transcript of the gene ATG7, whose product is annotated as autophagy related 7. The record is from RefSeq and is a predicted model, not a curated record. Gene Ontology annotation, biological process: C-terminal protein lipidation; cellular response to nitrogen starvation; autophagosome assembly. Gene Ontology annotation, cellular component: cytoplasm; phagophore assembly site. The transcript is spliced from 26 exons. Lineage: Eukaryota; Metazoa; Chordata; Aves; Accipitriformes; Accipitridae. Gene Ontology annotation, molecular function: Atg8 activating enzyme activity; Atg12 activating enzyme activity. The coding region runs from base 119 to 2248 and encodes 709 amino acids.